CGACACCGCGAGCAGCUCCCAGCCCCCGUACGCACACGACAAACCCCCGCGAAUGGACUACCGCGCACACCGGCAGCUCGCCCGCCUCUCCUCCCGACCGCUGGGGACAAGAUAAACAAAAGCUGCACUUCUUUCUUUCUUUAUCUCUUCUCCCUCCCAGAGUCAAAGCAAAGCGCGCGGGAUGUUUCAGUGUUUCGCGCGGUUACGAAGAGGAGGGAGCCGCUCGCGCUCAAUCAUUAGACAAUUAGCGAUUUAACCAGUAAUUACAUAAGUAGUGUUUAAAGCACCGUAGCGCUUCGUCGAUCUGUGACUUGACUAAUUUUAGACCGGAGGGAAACCAGCGGAGGACUCACUGUUUAUUUAGGAGUUUUUUUUUUUUUUUCUUUUCCCUUUUUUUCCCCUAAACAGUGCACUUGGAUUUCAGAAGGCGAGAGUGGAGCCGAGGACGAGGUCAAGACAAUCCAAGUCAGGUUGAUAUCAGUGGAAGAGAUGACCCUUGUCUUGUCCAUGAAUCCCUUUUUGGAUCCAGAAGGAGACCCUCCUCUCUCCACACUGCAGCAGAUCUGGGAAUCAGAGCGCUGUCCCAAGAGCUGCCUGUCAAACUCCUCCCUGCCGUGCAGCUCAGAGGAGCCGUUUACACGAGAGCCACAUUGUAGGCGAGUUCCUGAUCACGUUUCUUUGUCAAGAAUCGCUUACUUUAAGAGGAAGUUUAUUGAUGAUGAAGAUGAAGCUCCUUUCAGAUUUCGAACAUACUGCCAGACUGUUGCUCCAGUACUGGAGGAGAGGGCCCAUGUGCUCCGACUCUCAGUUGAGAAGAUGAGAUUUAUUGAUGAUCCUGAGGCCUUUCUGCGCCGCUCAGUUCUCGUCAAUAACCUCCUGCGGCGUCUGCGAGCUGAGAUCCUGCUCCAGAGCACAGACUGGUGUUUCCCCCCUAACCCCGCGUUAGCCGCCGGGCCCUGUGUCCUCCCUCCCAGCUCCAGUCCGCCCCACCCAGCUCUCCAUGGCACCUUACCCCCCAGGAUCUGCCUCCCCCCUCAGCCUGGACCACCCCAACGCAAGCGCUACCGGAUGAUGCGCGGCCAGGGCUUUCUCCGGCCCGACUGUGCUCAGACGUGUUGUUGUAUCUAUGCAGCAGCUGCAGCAGGACACUACCUCCACCUGCCCUUCUCCAUGUACGACGCAGCCCUGUCCGCCUGCCCCACCACACCACACUCCCCCUCCUUUCUCCAACUGGCCAACCACAGCAAACUGGGCUUCACUAUUGAUGUAGAAGAUCACGAUGAGGAGGAUGAAGAGGUGGAAGAGGAGGAAGAAAAUGAAGAAGAUGAGGAGAGAGAAGAAGAGGAAGGGGACGAAAGACAACAAGCAGGGACAUCCUUUGCUUUAAUGAACAAGUCCAGUUCAAAAAGGACUAGGACUGCACCAGGUAAAAAACAGACCCACAAAAGGACAGAGGAGGAGAGCUGUAUGAGACACAGUAUUGAGGAAGAGGAGGAAGAAGAGGAGGAAGAGGACGCAGACAUUUCAGAAAAACAGGUCCAGAAAGUUAGCAUUUGGCACCGAAGAGCUCAUAGACAAUAAUGUCACAUUAAAACUGGAAAGUUGUCUAAAAUGGCAUUAACAUGUCUCCGUUGUAAGAAGCUAUGCCCAGUAGAGUUACGGUGUAACCUGCUCGUACCAUUGUCACGCUGAUGGACAGCUCAAAGACCCACGGGCCUGACACACUCGCUCUUCACCUAUUCUGUACAGAGAAGUUAGUCUGGUACCUCUUCAGUAGAGUCAGAUUGAACUGACCUGAUGCAUGGCAGCAGCACAUACAAACUCAACAUUUAAGGUUAUGGCACAUCACAAAGCCUCCGCUUUUAUAAAUGUGGUAAAAACAGUUAAGAGCAAAUCAAACACAGUGUACUGGUACCAGAUGUACUUCCUCUGUAUUGAAUACAGUGAGAGUGUCUAAUGGCCAGGCUAGUAUACAACGUGGAUGACAGGUUCAAUUUCUCGACCGCCAUAUAUUUGUUGUAACAUUUUAGAUGGCUCAAGAUAAAGUAGUAAACAAAACAACUGAGGAUCAACAAGGUGUGGCUUAAAGGGUUCUUACUCUGUCCAUCUUUAUAUAUGAUUUAUUAUGAUCCCAAGGGAGCUUUAUUUUUAUAGACCUUACAUAGCACACAGCUUCAAGCUUCAUUUGACUCUGUAGAAAGCACAUCUUGACCUAAGCACUGGAAACAGUUUAAAAUUAUAACAUUUAAAGGUCAUCCUCAAUAAGAUCGUAGAUCUAGGCAUCUGAAACUUGCACUGUCUUUAAGACGACUUCAAGUAGUUGAGCACAAAACAGAAAAAAAAACACAUCUAGGCUUUGUAUUGGUGCGCCGGUCUCUUUCUGGACCCUAAACAAGCUGAUAAAAUGAAGGAAUGUGUGCUUGUAUGUGUGUUGUGAACAAACGAUGUAGCAUCUUUAAACUUGAUUUAAGCCGUUUUACAGAUAGUCUAAUGCUUAGGGUGUAUUUAUGCUGUCUCAGGCAACAACACUCAACUGCUGCAAAGAUAGCACAAUGAUUUUGAGACAAAACAAUCAAUGUUACAAAUGUACAUCUCUAAAGAAACAACACAAGUGCCUUAUUUUUAAUGGAUCAACAUUGUGCAUCAUUUUACUGUUCUUGUAGCUUAUCUCGCAUUCCCAGUGACUGCACUUGACAAACGGGACUCAAAAAUGAAGGCAGAAUUCAUCUAUAUGUUUUCAGUGACACAUUUGAUCUCAUGCCCAAAUGCCUCACUUGUUUUACUUGCAUGUUUUAGCACUACCAGCUCUGCACAGUGCAGUGCAUAGGGAAGGCUGCAAUUGGGAAUAGUCUUACAACUGUCAGCUUUCAUAAACAUUCAUUUGCUAUUACCAACUUUUGACGAGCACUUCUAAUAUCAGUGCUAUUUAAAUACAUCAUUUCACAUAGCCGUGAAUUUUGUCCAUACAUUUUCUCUUUCAUGAAUAACUGAGCCAAUCAAGAGCUGAUUCUCCAUGAGGCCGUGAUGAGCGGUUGUUGCAGACCCGCUCCUUUGUGUCCUGAUGCCGUAAUAAGUGGUGUCUUGUGUGUCAUUGUAUCUUGUUUGGCACUUCAGAAGAAUAGGCUGCUCACACUAAUUAGCACCCAAACCAAAGCUGAUCUUGAGUAUAUCAGUCAAUAGUAUUUUGAUUUUCCACACUUCAAAUUGUUUGUUUAUUUCAUUUUAAUUUUAUUAGUUUUUACAUUUUCUAUAUGUUUUUGGUCUCACUUUAUAUGACACUACACGUGACACUUUAGGCUUACCUCAUUAAGUACAAUGCAACAACUUGACUAAUAACAUGGUACUAAUGGUCAGGAGGCGAAGCAUGACAAAAUACUGAAUUCAUAAUGAACUUAGUUUAUUAGGAAUGAUUCAGGCUUAGUAACUAGUUAACGAAGGUCUCAAUCAUUAUUUAUUCAUUAUGAAUUAAGUCUUCAUUCAUGCUUUAUUAAGGCUAAUUAAGCUGAAGUGUUACCACAGACUGCUACACGGUAUGUUGGGUUCAUGUUACACACUAUUCCAGACUGUUAGAGUGUUACAGCAGUUAAUGAGGUAGGCUGAAUGUAGUGUCAAAUAAAGUUACUCAUUUUCUUUUCAUUUCCACGCAUCUGAGACUGUUGUGAUUAGCUUAUCAGACAUUUCAGGACAAAGCAGUGGGUGUUUCUAAGGGAAAAAAAAUAAACAUUUACAAAGCAUUGUCGUUAUAAAAAAAGCAACAAAAGAGCGAGUCAGCUCUGAAAACUUCUGUGAUGUUUUGUGACAAGUGUAAAGUAAAAGA
Boleophthalmus pectinirostris (great blue-spotted mudskipper) is the source of this 3817-nucleotide messenger RNA. It is a transcript of the gene sertad4, whose product is annotated as SERTA domain containing 4. Bases 490 to 1581 code for a protein of 363 amino acids. Gene Ontology annotation, cellular component: nucleus. The record is from RefSeq and is a predicted model, not a curated record. Lineage: Eukaryota; Metazoa; Chordata; Actinopteri; Gobiiformes; Gobiidae. The transcript has 4 exons.